AUGUGCUAUUUCGAUCAGACCUACUGGACAUGCGGGUACUGGCGUUGGGGCUAUUUCCGACAGCACUGCAAUAAAGAGUACCGUAUAGGCGAAACCUGCGGUCUAAAACUUGUCUACGAAACCAAGACGGAAGACGAUGUGUGUAAACUCUGCCACGAUACUGAGAAGAAACAACGCCGGUAUGAUAAUAUGUACCGCGAUAUCCAGCGCUGGCAGCGGGAGGGCAAUCGGAAUGCGACUAUUGAGCGGACUUGCAGCGAGAUGCAUGAUGCGAUCGAUCAGAUCUAUCAUAUGAGAGAGGAGCAUAACCACAGAUUACAAUCUCUUGGUACUACGCAGGUUUACAAGCCGGCCACAUCACUCCAGGCUAGUCCGAUUCCCUCUUCUAUGUCUCCAUCGGGACCAAGCUUGACAGCAAGCCUUCCAACAUCUACUGGGGCGCAUGCUAACAUGAUCGAACUCUCCUCGGCUCGUAUGCCAGACGCAGAGGUUCCCACAACCAGCGGGGAAAUCCCGAACAAUGUGGCUGACAAAGAAGAUGCAAUAAUCUGUGGCCUCCCAAACAGCUUGGCGGGGGCAUUAGCACAUGAUGAUGUUGAUGUGUUUGCGCACUUUCUGAAAUACCGACUCGAGGUAGCUUCCAGUGGCGACUAUGGUUGGAUUGCGGAGCUGAACGACAUCGGAUACGAUAGUACUGAGAUCGCCCAGCUUCUCUACGAAAAAGCCAACGACUCACCAUGGAUCUAUUUUGAACCAGAAACGUUUGGGUGUCUUGAAAUCAGACUUGACAAUCAUAUCAGAGGUUGCGUGCAUCAGUUACUCCUUCCUUCGCCCAUAUCCUCUUUUGGCGGCAUGUUGGGUCCCUCGCCAGCAUUAAAGUCAGAUCGGGACGUGAUACGACGAAUCGAGGAAACUUGCGGAUUGGGUGGUAUUAGCCCAUUUUCGCGAGAUAAAACCCGCUGGAAUGGAAUAGCUGACUUUCAAGAGAAAAGUUCAGUUGUGUCAAUCCGUCAUCGAGCACCGCCGUCCUCAGCUACCUCAAUCCAAGACACAACAUCUCGGCUGAUCCAGGUGGCUGAGAACUUCAGCACUGCUGUACGCACAGUCCAGAACGCUGGUUUUUGUUGCGAUUCGUUCACGGUUUUGAGAAUCUCUACCACCCCGUCGGAGGCCACCUGCCCUGAACUGCAACUUUCACGAGUAGACUUCGCGUUGGCGGGGAGAGUUACGGUCCUGCUGCGCACUCUUGAAAGGGUCUGGAUGGAUGGCCCACAGCGAGAAUUGGUGAUGGAAGAGUUGCGGACAGUGUCCCAAGCCGUUCUGACUCACGCUAUUGGCCAAAGGAAUUUGGACGGCCCUGGAGCCACGGAAGAAGUUUUGAACCUGACCUCUUUGGCUCUCCAGUUCCUAUGCCUAGGGUUUCUUUCCUAUGCUCAAGCCCAUAUUGGCAUGUUGCACCCUUUCUUCCUAGACCCACCGCUUCGACGUAUCAUACUUCUUGGUACGCAAGCCGCGGCAACACCGGAACUCUUCCUGGAAGCCGAACUUGUCGAACUGACUUGUCUUUCCGGCAUGUGUCAGGGUCCAGUUCUGGCUUUUGGCGGUCCAAGUCUUGAAGGCGGCUUUGAGACAAAAGAACCAUGUAAAUAUGAUGUUCGUGCUCUUCCCGAAGAUAUCUUGGACACUUGGGGUCCAGGCGAGCUCGUGUAUGGAUCAAUGGACAGAGCUACCCCCCUGGCCAUCAAGAUAGGCCGUGGAUACAUAUGCCCACCCUCCCAGCACGACACGGCCGGGAAGCAUCACUGGGAUAGUUCUGCCAAUUUGCUUGCACCAUCACCUCCUUUAAAGCUGCACGAGGAGAUGGUGAUCGGGAGCCUUGUCACCGACAACCCACUCUGCAGCAAUAACGAGAAGAAAUGUUGGCAAGAUUCAUCACGGGGUUUCAAUGAACUUGGAACUUACAAUUCCUACUCCGAAGUCUCUGAGCUCCAGGGUGGGUUCCAAGUUGGCUGGGACCACCUGGCAAUAACCAGUAAUGUGAUAUGGGCGAAACGUCGGGGCAGAACAAUCAAGGAUAAGACCUUCGAAACCGAAGCAUAUAUGUCCUUGUCAUUUUUGGAGUUUUACUGGGGCGUCAGGGUUAGUUUCUGCACCGGUGUGGCUCAGCGCGUAUUGUUGAGAGAACUGGUGGCUGAUUUACUUCCUGCAUUCGCUGAGUGCUAUCCCAACCAGGCUACCAGGACUUUGUGGGCGAAGCUACUUGGACCAGAACACCAAAUCAUCCAAAGGCUCAAGGGGAUCCUUUCGUGUCAAACACCUCUCUCUGUUUGGCUUGAGAAUCUGCCUGAGGAUCUCAGGAAGCUUGUACAUAUCCUUAUCCGACAUAUUCUCGAAACCCUCAAAGACACUGGUCUGAGUCCAGAUGGCAAGCAUUUCUCAGUUGCAUGGCCGCAGACUGGCUUCGUUAAUCGGUGCUUCCGGAUCUGUGUAGACGAACACAACAGAUGGAUGCCGAUGCUGGCGGACUCGGCCGACUGUGCAACCUUUGCGUAUAUAUCCAACACCUGUCUCGAAGUGGCAAGCUUCAAAUGUCGUGGCCCAGAUCCGUCUUGGCAAGGUCGAGUUCAUCUACUCGAGACUGCAGUCCACUGCCCGGCCAGCACUGGUUCAUGGACCCUACAGCCUGAGCGCGCCUACUUCUUCCAAAAGGUGAACAAUACUCUUUUCUGGGUCAAGGCUCAAAGGGACACGCCCUCAGGGGCAUCACCCGUAGCUCUCAUUCGGGAUAUGUCUGUCCGGUCUCUUCCUCGUGAUAUUGUUGCUAGGUUACUGUUUACUAAUGACAAAAGGAUGCAAAGAUGGUUGCGGGAGAAGGACCUUACUUGGGUCACUGCCGAGAACGUUUCUGUAUCGUAA
Fusarium sp. VM40 is the source of this 2916-nucleotide messenger RNA. Lineage: Eukaryota; Fungi; Ascomycota; Sordariomycetes; Hypocreales; Nectriaceae. The record is from the annotation of a GenBank genome assembly.